CCGAGCGGUGUCUGCUAGGUCGCGCGGGCGUCGGGCGAGCACCUCUCGAUCCUCUCCGUCUGACAGUCUCCCUCGAUCUCGAUUCUCAAACCUAGCAGCGCACGGGCGGCGGCGAUUCCAAGUCCGGCCGGCCCUCUUCUCCCCCCCCCCCUCAGGCCUCGGCCUCCAGCGCCGCCCCUCCCCUCCGCGCGAACUGCAUCUGCUCCGCCGCCGGUCCACUGCUCCGGACAGGGCGUCCCGGUCCCGCGUUCGCCGUCCGGCCAUCUCCUCCGCAAGGCGCCAGUCCACCUCCGGGAUCCGGCCUCCGGCCUCCAAUGCCCUUGCUGGCCGUCUCCUCCAGCUCCAAGCCUCCAACCUUCCUGAUGAAGAAGAAGGAUGUCAGCUUGUUUGAAUUGUGGGACAAAUCUUCAAAGGCAAGGAAAAUAAGUUCUACAUCCACGCCAACUACUCUUUCCGUUGAGGUUGAGAGCAACCUACAGCUAGCACUAGUGCAUACACAUGACGAAGCUCCGCAACCGGAGAGGGAGAGAGGCUUCCCAUCCCCAAUUGUAGAAGAUGAUGAAGCGGUUGAUGAAGAUGAUGAACCAAGUCCCCAAUUCGAAGCAGAUUUGGCGGCUCUGGAACGUGAUCCUGGCAAGCGAAUUCCCAUAUCUUCAUAUCAUGUCAAUGACCGGGAUGUAGUUAGAAGGAGAUACAUUGACUUGGGAGCUUGUCAACCAAAGGGUCACAAAUUUGAGAUCAGAGAUUUUAGUGGACAUCGCCGUCGCUUUUGUCCUUCUUGGUUUAAGGAUCACAAGUGGCUUGAGUAUAGUGUGAACAAAGAGGCCGCUUUCUGCUUUGUUUGCUAUUUGUUCAAGGAUAAAACAAAAAGCCCCGGUGGAGAUUCAUUUGUUAAGGGUGGGUUUAGAAACUGGAACAUGAAAGCAAGAUUGACAAGGCAUGUUGGUGAUGUAAGUAGUGCUCAUGCUGAAGCUCAAGAGAAGUAUGAUAUGUUCACUACACCACAAACAUCAAUUCGGGAGUUUAUUGCUUCAAACACCUCACAAUACAAGGCUUUGUAUAAACAGCGUUUGACAUGGACACUCAAGUGUGUGAGAUUUUUGUUGCGCCAAGGCUUGGCAUUUAGAGGACAUGAUGAAAGUGAAGACUCGCUAAAUAAAGGAAAUUUCCUUGAGCUUCUAAAUUGGCUAGCAGGAAAAUUUGAAGAGGUUGAUAGGGUUGUUCUCAAGAAUGCUCCACAGAACUGCAAGAUGACUCACCAUGAUAUACAACAAGAGGUGAUAAAAUGUUGUGCACAAGAGACUACUAAACUAGUCAUUGAAGAACUUGAUGGUGGUCAUUUUGCAAUACUUGCAGAUGAGUCUAGUGAUGUGUAUCAGAAUGAACAGUUGGCUGUUUGCUUGCGUUUUGUUGAUAAGAAAGGAAGGGCAGUUGUAAGAUUUCUUGGUCUUGCUCAUGUUGAAGAUACUACCUCUUUGACACUAAAAGCUGCAAUUCAGAAAAUGCUUAUGGACCACAAUUUGACCUUUGCGAUGGUUCGUGGGCAAGGAUAUGAUGGAGCUAGUAACAUGAGAGGUAAUGUCAGUGGCCUGAAAAAACUGAUUAUGGAUGAGUCCCCUUCUGCCUACUAUGUUCAUUGUUUUGCCCAUCAACUACAAUUAACUCUUGUUGCUGUUGCUAAGGAGAGUGGUGAUUGUACUUGGUUCUUUCAGCAGCUUGCACACUUGUUAAAUGCUCUUGGCAUGUCUUGUAAAAAAAUGAGAAUGCUUCGGAUAGCUCAGGCUGAAGAACUCAUUGAUGCAUUGGAAUUGGAAGAAGUAGAAACAAGGAGUGGGCUGAAUCAGGAAAUGGGUUUGGGAAGGCCAUGUGAUACACGUUGGCGCUCUCACUUCAAAACUGUGAACCAUGUCAUCUCUAUGUAUGGUGCACUACGACGAGUCCUUCGCAAGAUUGGAGACGAGUACCAUGGUGCGGAGGCACAAGCGGCUCUAUCCAUAGAGACAAUAUUUCGAUCAUUUGAGUUUGUUUUCAUGGCACACUUGAUGCAAGAAAUAUUUGGAUACACAGAUGAGUUGUGUAGAGCUUUGCAAAAGCAAGACGAAGAUAUUGUUCAUGCUAUUGAGCUUGUUGCUGACACAAAGUAUUACUUGAAGGCUUUGAGGACCGAUGCUGGAUGGGAUGAUUUUCUCACAAAGGUCACAUCUUUUUGUACAAAGCAUAAGAUCAAAGUUGUUGAUAUGGAGGGUCCUUACUUUCCCGUUGGUCGGCCUAGAAGGGGUUUAUGUAAUGGUCCGACCAAUUACCACCGCUUCAAGGUUGAUAUGUUUGUGGGUGUCAUUGAUAGGCAAAUCAGUGAGCUGAAUGGCAGAUUUGAUGAGGUAAACACGGAGCUACUUUCUUGCAUGGCAGCAUUUUGUCCACUUCAUCUAUUUGCUGCUUAUGACCAAGAGAAGUUAGUUAGGCUUGCUACAAAGUUUUAUGCUUCUGAAUUUACAAGGGAUGAACUGGCAAGACUUCCAUGGCAACUAAACAUGUAUGUUACUAAUGUGCGUAGAGAUGCAAAGUUUCAAAACCUGAAAAAUCUGUGUCAGCUUUCAGUUAUGCUUGUUGAGACAAACAAGCAUGAACAAUAUCAUAUUGUUUACAGGCUUCUUAAGUUGGUAUUGAUUUUGCCAGUAGCUACUGCUAGUGUUGAAAGGGUAUUCUCUUCAAUGAACUAUGUGAAGAAUAAGCUAAGGAACAAAAUGGGUGAUGAUUAUUUGAACAAUUGUUUGGUUAUAUUUGUUGAGAGGGGAUUUUUCAAUCAAGUGAAGGAUGAAGAUGUCAUCAAUCUGUUUCAAAAAGGCGACCGCAAAGUUAUAUUGUAA
Triticum aestivum (bread wheat) is the source of this 2867-nucleotide messenger RNA. Its product is annotated as zinc finger MYM-type protein 1-like. Gene Ontology annotation, molecular function: protein dimerization activity. The record is from RefSeq and is a predicted model, not a curated record. NCBI's taxonomy places the organism in Eukaryota, Viridiplantae, Streptophyta, Magnoliopsida, Poales, Poaceae. The transcript has 2 exons. The coding region runs from base 315 to 2867 and encodes 850 amino acids.